Molecule: messenger RNA, 5200 nt
Organism: Xiphias gladius (swordfish)
Lineage: Eukaryota; Metazoa; Chordata; Actinopteri; Istiophoriformes; Xiphiidae
Gene: fbxw7
Product: F-box and WD repeat domain containing 7
Biological process (GO): proteasome-mediated ubiquitin-dependent protein catabolic process; ubiquitin recycling
Cellular component (GO): nucleus; cytoplasm
Molecular function (GO): ubiquitin binding
Source: RefSeq, a predicted model, not a curated record
GCGACACCAGUCGGUGGAGAGUCAGGAGACGAGCGAAGCUGGCGGUUGUCGAGGAGGCUGUGAACGGCAAAAAUUUGGUCUUCGUGGAUGUGUUUUCGCUCUUGUAAUGGUUGGAGGCCAUCAUACGGCGCCCAGCGAAGGAACAGACUCAAAGGGUGGACGGACACGGGCGUCAUUUUGGCAGAGCGGCUCACGUUAGCGGUGUUUUAAGCUCCUAGCCAGUUAGCAUUACCCGAGCUCGGCUUGUAGAGGCUAGUUAGCUGAUGUUGCUAACGCGGUAGCUCCUGGUAGCUGGGUGCAAACACUCACUGCUGCAGGUGGGAAACCAAGAGACGACGCAGGAGCGUAUUAUACCUCACCGGAGGCUCCAGCGUUAGCCUCAUCAAGCUCCAUAGGAUAUCGGUUUGCAGACACGACCCGAAGGAGCAACCGGCGGAGGCCUGCCGCCUUUGUCCAGCCUAACAUUUCUGAGCCUUCCACCUUCCACCUUUCACUGCCCCUGGCUAACUCGGUGGCUCAGCAGCACUUCAAAGGGGAAAGUCUGUGGCACUGCAGAUAACACGCUGCACCCCGAAGCACUGGCAAGCUUUCCAGAUCCCCUACGAAGUCCCUCAACUGACAGAAGGAAUCAACCCUUAGAGUAGGACCUGGAGUGGAGAAGACCACUUUUGGUCUCAACAAAGGCAGACAGAAAGAACUAACGUCAAGCCCUUCUCCUCCUCAGACAGCCUAGCGAAGGUCCAGGAGGUAGCAAGCUGGCUUUUGGAAAUGAACCAGGAUCUGCUGUCGGGGGGCAGCAGCAGCAGGCGGAGUCGAGGGCCGGGGGGUCCGGCAGUGCGAGGUAACGCCUCCUCCACAGCCCGGGCACCCCAGCAGGCGGCAGAGGAGGGCGAUGAGGAUGAGCACAUGAACCGGGUAGUAGAGGAGGAAGAGCAGCUGCAGCAGAGGCCUGAGGCAUCACAGGUUGACGGUGGCCGAGAACAACCAUGGGUGCCCAGCCAGGAGCCAGGAAGGGGAAGAGGAGAAAGAGGUCAGAACGAGGAGGAGGAAGAGGAGGAGAACAACAACAGCAGCAGCCACCAGGAGGAGGAGGAGGCGGAGGAGAGGACAGAGGGAGGGGAAGAACAGGGAAGGGAGGAAGAGGAGAGGGAAGAGGGAGAGGAGGAAGAGGAGGAGGAUGAGGACGAGGAAGAGAUGGACCAAGACAGUGAUGACUUUGAACAUUCGGUUGAGAGUGGAAGAGAGGAGGAAGAGGAGGAGGAAGGAGAAGGGGAGGACGGGCUGCGCUCUCCUUCUCUCAGGAACAAUGUGUCUGCCCCCAAUAAUAACCUGGACUCGGGUUGUACACACCAAAGCUCUUCCAACAAGAAGAUGAAAAGAAAGUUGGACCAUGGCCCCGAGGUCCGAUCUUUCCCUUCAGGAAAAAAGCCCUGCAAAGGUCCAGAGUAUCCAAGCCCAACAGGUAUUGUUCCAUGUCCAGCCACACCCACCACAUUUGGCCACAUCAGAACAGCGAACGGUCAGGGGCAACAGAGACGGCGUAUCACCUCAAUCCAGCCACCCACGGGUCUCCAAGAAUGGCUCCGAACAUUUCAGAGCUGGACUGGCCCAGAGAAGCUGCUGGCGCUGGAUGAGUUGAUUGACAGCUGUGAGCCCACACAAGUCAAGCAUAUGAUGCAGGUGAUUGAGCCGCAAUUUCAGCGAGACUUUAUCUCCCUGCUGCCCAAAGAGCUGGCUUUGUACGUGCUGUCAUUCCUGGAACCGAAGGACCUCCUCCAAGCAGCCCAGACAUGUCGCUACUGGCGCAUCCUGGCAGAAGACAACCUACUGUGGAGGGAGAAAUGCAGGGAAGAAGGCAUUGAUGAGCCUCUGCCCCUCAAGAAGAGGAAAAUCGUCAAGCCUGGCUUCACCCACAGCCCUUGGAAGAGUGCCUACAUCAGGCAGCACAGAAUAGACACUAACUGGAGGAGAGGGGACCUCAAAUCACCCAAGGUGCUGAAAGGUCAUGACGACCACGUGAUCACCUGCCUCCAGUUCUGUGGCAACCGCAUCGUCAGCGGCUCUGACGACAAUACGCUGAAGGUCUGGUCGGCUAUCACAGGAAAGUGUCUGCGGACGUUGGUGGGCCACACAGGGGGCGUGUGGUCAUCCCAGAUGCGAGACAACAUUAUUAUCAGCGGCUCCACUGAUCGCACACUCAAGGUCUGGAACGCAGAGACAGGAGAAUGUAUCCACACCCUCUAUGGGCAUACCUCAACAGUGCGCUGCAUGCAUCUACAUGAGAAAAGGGUGGUCAGUGGCUCUCGUGAUGCCACGCUGCGCGUCUGGGACAUCGAGACAGGUCAGUGUUUACACGUCCUCAUGGGCCACGUAGCAGCAGUGCGAUGCGUCCAGUACGACGGGCGGCGGGUGGUUAGCGGUGCCUACGACUUCAUGGUAAAAGUGUGGGACCCCGAGACGGAGACCUGCCUUCACACGCUGCAGGGCCACACCAACAGAGUGUACUCAUUACAGUUUGAUGGGAUCCACGUUGUGAGCGGCUCAUUGGACACGUCUAUAAGGGUCUGGGACGUGGAGACGGGCAACUGCAUCCACACGCUAACGGGGCACCAGUCCCUCACCAGCGGCAUGGAGCUCAAAGACAACAUCCUGGUCUCAGGCAAUGCAGACUCCACUGUCAAGAUCUGGGACAUCAAGACGGGCCAGUGCCUGCAAACACUGCAAGGUCCACACAAGCAUCAGAGCGCCGUGACGUGUCUCCAGUUCAACAAGAACUUUGUCAUCACCAGCUCGGACGAUGGCACAGUUAAACUGUGGGACCUGAAGACGGGCGAGUUCAUCCGAAAUCUGGUGACUCUGGAGAGCGGCGGCAGUGGCGGUGUUGUGUGGCGCAUCCGGGCCUCCAACACCAAGCUGGUGUGCGCGGUUGGCAGCCGCAACGGCACAGAAGAGACCAAGCUGCUGGUGCUGGACUUUGACGUGGACAUGAAGUGAGAAGGGAUGUGGUGGGGAAGGACGAAGAGAGCGAUCCGCGGAGAGGAAGGCAUAGAGAAUGGGAGAUGAGGCACCUAGAAACCGGAGGGCCGUAGCCGCGAACUCUUCACCCAAACUCGCAAACCACCACCACUAACAGUGGGCUGUUCUGUCCUCUACCAUUAUCUCCCCCGUCCCCCUUUUGGGUAAAUGUUACUGACAAAGCCACAGACCCUCACAUGUGUUUAGCCCCUGACCCCCUACCACCAAUAUGAGGUGGAGUAGGAGGGGAUUGGGCUGGAAAAGGGGCUGGGGGGCAUGACCGGUCUGUCCCUCGAUUAGGUGGGAGAAAGAAGAGAAGAAGGAAGGAACAACUGACGACGACUGAACUUUUUUGAAGUGACUCUCCACCCCUUCGGUUCGGGGUCAGCUUCGCACAGAGACUUGGUUUCGCUUCAAGCCUGACAGAUUUUGAGAUGUACAGAGAUAUAUUAUUUUUUAAAGGCCCCCCCCCCCCGACACACGCGCACACACACACACACACACACCAUCCCCCAUCAGUACACGCCCAUAAACACACACAAACAUACACACACACAUACUCAAACCAGAAAAGUGGAAACAUUGACCGCAGGAAAAGACUGGGGAAGGUGGGAGACGUUUAAACGUGAAUUUCCGCACAGUUACAUGUAAAGAGCUGCUUGAUGUAAAGGAGAAAAAUUGGAGGGUUUAGCCUGUAAUCAGGCUCGUUUCUCGUCACUCCAUUUCCGUUCUUGUUGUUCACCACUCGGUUUCUGUAGUUUGAUUUCUUUACAAUAUCGCACACAAACACAACUGUGAAUUUCAGUACCUUUUUGGUUUAUCAUAUGAAAGGGGUUUUUCUAUUGUUCUUUUUUUUUUCUCUCUCUUUCCUUGCCGUUGCCAACAGCAACAAAUCCCAGUAUUAGAAACCUGCUCAGUUUAGGUUUGCUGUCAUUAUGUCACAAGUUUUUGUUUUUUUUUUUCUUUCUUUUUUCGUUUGAGUUGUUUUUUUCUUCCUUUCUGUUUUCUACAUACCUGGGUUUGGAGCUCCGUCUACACAUAAACAUCAGUGCUGUCCAGAAUUUUUUCAGUCUAGCUGGGGUGGUUUCCUCAAGGUUCUUUGCUCAAAGCACUGUGGAUUAAUGCCCCUGAACCCUCCAGCCCCUUCCCCUCUAUUGUUUCCCCACAGUGGCCAAACUGUAUUUAUGCUGCUAGAUGAAUGGAAAAAAAAAAAAAGAGAGAGAGAUGGAACUUUUACUUGCUGUGACGUUUUAGUCCCAGGCGAAAUUCCAAAUUGAACUCUGUAUGUUUGGACUUCAAAAAAAGAUAACAUCCAACAUUUUUGUUUUGUUUUGUUUGUUUUUGCCACUGAAACUUGAGCCAAACGUGCCUCUACGAGGCUGAGAGGAGGGAGCGCGUCCGACAGAUACUGACGGGGUCGCCUGCAGAGAGGAAACAAGCGGAUGUACACUGUUGGCGUGCGUGCGUGUGUGUGUGCAUGAGUGCGUGUGUUAAGCGUGUUAAUGGGCAACUUGUAAACACAUUCCUUGGGACAAAGCUCUUUCAGCCUGUUCUUUGGGGAAAUGUACAAAUGCUGUGUGGACUGGCAAAGAAAAAAAAAAAAAACUAGCAGAUGUAUUGACUUUAACACGUGAAUGAAAGAACUGUCAGUAUCCAUGUGUGAUUGUUGUUCCAUUCAAAGAUGUCUGAAGCAACAGAGGAGACCAUCACAAGCAUCAACUGACAGGUCGAGCUGCCAGGAGUCUUAGUGUUACGUGUGUUGCAGUUAAAAUCACCGCGGUCGCAGCCUCGGGUUUGUCAGUGGGGAAAAAUAAAAACACAGAGGCAACAAACGUGAACUGAAACAUUGUAGCCAAACGAAAAUCGUCUCAGUCUCCAAGAGUCACAACUCAAGCUGAACUGUGAAAGUGGUAUAACACUGUAUAUUAAAAAAGAAAAAAGAAAACAAUCUUGCUCUAUCUCCUCUCGUUGUUUUCUCCCUCUGUUUUAAUUUAUGAUCUGGUUUGAGAAAUCAGAUUUGUUGCAGGUGUUUUAUUUUUUCAGUUCAUGUAAACUGCCUGGCAAAAAAGAAAACAGACAGAAAAAACCUUAAAGGGAUUGUGUAUUUGUUUGAUUCACUUAGAAUUUUAUUUUCUUAUAACUUAAGUGCAAUAAAAUGUGGGUUUUUCUUUUUUCAUUUCAAGCA